AUGGCUCCCAAGGUUGCUAUCGUCUUCUACUCGCUGUACGGCCACAUCCAGAAGCUGGCCGAGGCUGAGAAGAAGGGCAUUGAGUCCGCCGGCGGCCAGGCCGACAUCUUCCAGAUCGCCGAGACCCUCUCCGACGAGGUUCUGGCCAAGAUGCACGCCCCCGCCAAGUCUUCUUACCCCAUUGUUGGGCCCACCGACCUCCUGGAGUACGAUGCCAUCCUGUUCGGUAUUCCCACCCGCUACGGUAACUUCCCUGCUCAGUGGAAGACCUUCUGGGAUGCUACCGGCUCUAUCUGGGCCACUGGCGGCUUCUGGGGCAAGCACGCUGGUGUCUUCAUCUCCACCGGUACCCCCGGUGGUGGCCAGGAGUCCACUGCUAUUUCCGCCAUGAGCACCCUCGCCCACCACGGCUUCGUUUACGUCCCUCUGGGCUACAAGACCGCCUUCCCCCUCCUCACCAACCUCGACGAGGUUCACGGUGGUAGCCCCUGGGGUGCUGGUACUUUCGCCGGUGCCGAUGGAUCUCGCCAGCCUUCCGCCCUUGAGCUCCAGAUCGCCGAGGUUCAGGGCAAGUCCUUCUAUGAGACCGUCUCCAAGGGUAGCCAUGCCGAAUCGAAGCCCGCGGAUUCGGCUGCUGGGGCCGGACAAACUGCAAAGAAGACUGAGCAGCCUGUCCAGCGUCAGCAGGGUACCCAGGAAGCAGCGAAGGAGAAAAAGAGCAGUGAGGGACCGUGCGGUCUUCCCAAGAAGUGUGCUAUCAUGUAA
This is a messenger RNA of Penicillium atrosanguineum, 765 nucleotides long. RefSeq lists its product as uncharacterized. Gene Ontology annotation, molecular function: FMN binding; NAD(P)H dehydrogenase (quinone) activity. Bases 1 to 765 code for a protein of 254 amino acids. The record is from RefSeq and is a predicted model, not a curated record. Lineage: Eukaryota; Fungi; Ascomycota; Eurotiomycetes; Eurotiales; Aspergillaceae. The transcript has 3 exons.